Messenger RNA from Silurus meridionalis, 1748 nucleotides. RefSeq lists its product as uncharacterized. The transcript has 2 exons. Lineage: Eukaryota; Metazoa; Chordata; Actinopteri; Siluriformes; Siluridae. The record is from RefSeq and is a predicted model, not a curated record. The coding region runs from base 531 to 1313 and encodes 260 amino acids.
CAAAUAGCAUCAAUCAAGAUAAAGUGAACAGUGGCAAAAAAAAAUGUGGACAGAAUAUUGUGCAAAGAAGAACUAGAGAUAUUAUUAUUACAUUAACUCAACAAUGAGAAUCAAAAGAUCAGUUUGAAAUUCAUAAGGAAAUCUAUAAAUAAUAAAAAAAAAAAAAUUCUGAAAAUUACCCUUAAAAAGUUUUUUUCUGAAAAAGAUGUAACUUGAUUAAGGUUGAGAGUAACAUAUUCUAACAAACAGUAAACGUUAAAUUUAAAACAAAAUUACGUUAAAUCUAAGGUUGUGAUGUAUCCCCUCCUUUAGGAUUUCAUAAUAUUUAGAAAUAAAGAAAUAUUAAACAUUAUUCUGUAAUCUGUUUUGCAGUUUUAUAGAUACAAUAAAUGUUUAAUACAGUUUAAUUAUGUUAAAUUGAAUUUGUGAAUUUAUGAACAUUUGAAUUAUGUUUAAUUCAAAAAAUGUAAAAUAUAAAAAGCAGUAAACAUUUGUACUCACAACAUAUUUUAAGAAGUAAAUAUGUAUUUAUGUAUAACAAGUUUGCAGAUAUGUUCGUGGUGGUCUCAUCAGCAUACAGAGAGGUGCAACACCUUACAGGCUGGUGUCAUUGCAGUACAGGAUACUACACCUGUACAGGUCAUAACAGCAAUACAGGACACUACAGCAGUACAGGAUACUACACCUGUACAGGUCAUAACAGCAAUACAGGACACUACAGCAGUACAGGAUACUACACCUGUACAGGUCAUAACAGCAAUACAGGACACUACAGCAGUACAGGAUACUACAGGUGUACAGGACUUCAUAGCAAUACAGGACACUACAGGUGUACAGGAUACUACAGGUGUAUGGGACAUCUCAGCACUACAGGACACUACAGGUGUAUGGGACAUCUCAGCACUACAGGAUACUACAGGUGUAUGGGACAUCUCAGCACUACAGGACACUACAGGUGUAUGGGACAUCUCAGCACUACAGGAUACUACAGGUGUAUGGGACAUCUCAGCACUACAGGAUACUACAGGUGUAUGGGACAUCUCAGCACUACAGGAUACUACAGGUGUAUGGGACAUCUCAGCACUACAGGAUACUACAGGUGUAUGGGACAUCUCAGCACUACAGGACACUACAGGUCUGUGGGACUUCACAGCAAUACAGGACACUACAGGUGUAUGGGACAUCUCAGCACUACAGGAUACUACAGGUGUAUGGGACAUCUCAGCACUACAGGACACUACAGGUCUGUGGGACUUCACAGCAAUACAGGACACUACAAGAACUGGGCUAAACUACAGAUGAACACCGAUUGAACAGAAUAGUGAUAUUUUGUGUGUUUUGUGUGUUGUGUGUUUCGGUGUAUUGUGCGCAUCUUUUAAGACAGAGGGCCCAUCCACCGGGCCUCACAGAAAGAAUCACAACUUUUUACGUUUAUUUUAUUACCAUUUUAUUGACUUUCGCGGUCUGCACGGCUGUUUUCUUUAAAUAUUAAAAAAAAACAUUUAUGCCUGAGCAUUUCCUGCACUUUCAUUCGUAGUAUUCUUUUUUCUGUGCAUCAAUAAAUGAAGUUUGCAAUGAUUCUUCAUUAUGGUGUGUUGUGUUACAUUUUUAUUAUAUAUGUAAUCAUUUAAUUAAUAAUUAAAUCAUAUAAUGGGUAUAAUAGUAAUACAGUAUUAUUAUAUGAUAUGCAUUUUAUCGUAUUUAGUAAUAGCCCCCCACCCCCCACACCGUAGGAAAAUUGUCGCAUU